AUGUCCGUUGAUCCAGAUAUCGCUAAAGAAGCGGUACCUAAACGAAGUGAAAAUAUACAAGAAAACACACCCAUCGCGGGGUAUUAUUGGAAUCAAGGAAUUGAUUACUCAAAAUUAUUUGAGUCGUAUGUUAAUACGGAGUUUCAAGCUACUAAUCUUGGGUUGGCAAUAAGAGAAAUCAUUCUAAUGCUAGAUUGUAGGCAGCAGCCGUUGAAAUCUGAAGAAGCCGAUUUGCAUGAAGCGGAUGAAUUCAUUAGACAAAACAUAGCGGGUGGCGUUGAAGAAGACUUUAUUAAAUGCCUAGCUCCCACGUACAUGGGAUCAUUCGAAUUAUCUGGCCGGUCUUUACGGGAUCGUGGUAUAAAUCGUAUAGGUAAUAGCUACUGGGCUGCGAAACAUAAAAUACCUGUGUUUUGCCCUGCGCUUACAGACGGUAGCCUAGGUGACAUGAUGUAUUUCCUCUCUUUCCGUCACCCCGGAUUAGUGGUAGAUAUUUUGUCCGAUUUGCGACGUCUAAACACUAUGGCUGUGAAAGCCACCAAAUCGGGAAUGAUUAUAAUUGGUGGCGGUAUUAUAAAGCAUCACAUAUGCAAUGCGAAUUUGAUGAGAAAUGGAGCCGAUUAUUCCGUUUUUAUUAACACAGCUUCGGAAUUCGAUGGCAGUGACAGUGGUGCUCGACCAGAUGAGGCUAUUUCUUGGAGUAAAAUAAGGAAAGAAGCUUCACCAGUUAAGGUGUAUACAGAAGCUAGUUUAGUAGUGCUUGGUGAAACUUUUGUUAAAAGACAUUUCAAUGCAAAAACAGAAAACGAACCAUGA
Messenger RNA from Bactrocera dorsalis (oriental fruit fly), 816 nucleotides. RefSeq names its product probable deoxyhypusine synthase. Gene Ontology annotation, molecular function: deoxyhypusine synthase activity. The record is from RefSeq and is a predicted model, not a curated record. Gene Ontology annotation, biological process: peptidyl-hypusine biosynthetic process. Gene Ontology annotation, cellular component: cytoplasm. Lineage: Eukaryota; Metazoa; Arthropoda; Insecta; Diptera; Tephritidae.